AUGGUGGCGGUUGAUGAAAAGAAGAAGGGUCAAAUGGUUCCACAAUAUGAUGAUCAAGGUGUAACUUUGGCAUUUCAUGGAAGAGAGGUCUAUGAUGGUGUUCCUCUUGCACAUUUGCCUAAAAAGUCUCCUUUAAAUGUUGAUAAACAUAAUAAGGUGGUGGAAAAUAAACACAGACAAGCAACACCUGAUGAGGGACAAUCACAUAAGUUUGCAAGCUCAUCUAAAGAGACAACAGAUGCAACAUUUUCUCGUGGCGAGGCUGUGAUUCAAGCAGAAGGACUCCGAUCAAAUUUGCAACAAGAAUUCCCAAGUUUUGUCAAGUCCUUGGUCAGAUCACAUGUAGCUAGUUGUUUUUGGAUGGGACUACCUGUGGCGUUCUGUAAAAGACAUUUACCAGAUAAGGAUAUAACUAUCACUUUGGAAGAUGAAUCUGGUAGAGAAUACAAGACAAAAUACAUUGCAUGUAAAACAGGUUUGAGUGCUGGUUGGAGACAGUUUUCCGCUGUGCAUAAAUUGCUAGAGGGUGAUGUGGUGGUAUUUCAAUUAGUUGAACCCACCAAAUUUAAGGUUUAUAUAAUAAGAGCUACGAGGGAACUAGAGAAUCAAGAAAGUUGCUCAAAACAAAAAGUUGGAGGCAAAAAUAACAUAGAUACUGAUGUUAUAGCAUGUAAUAGUCCAAAAAGAAAAAAUGGUAAACCUAUCCCACAAGACACGCAAAAGAAAAAGAAAAUUAUUGUAUCAAAAACGGAGACUAAGGCUAAACAUUAUACAGAACAAUACGAAAAUGAUAGUGAGGAAGCUUUGUCUGAAAUAUUGGAGGCAUAUAAAAUGCCUGAAUUCAAAGAUUUAAAGGGUUUCGAAAAUUUCAGAAUCAUAGUCAACGGAAUGCUAAUUGACAAUGAACUCUCUACAGAAGUUCGAAACAAGUACUACAAACUCUGUUACAGUCAACAAGCUUUUCUUCAUGACAAUCUCAUCAAAGGCUUGAACUAUAAUUUAGUUUCUGGAGUUAUAUCUGAAGUUGUUAACAUUGCUGAUGCAAUAAAAGUCAGUGUGAUAUCUACGCCGCGUUUUGAGUUUUAUAAUUGGGAUAAAACGUUGCUAGCAUUUGAGAAUUUGGGCAUGAAUGUUGAGUUUUUGAGACAUCGAUUGCGCAGGCUUGUGAGCCUUGCUUAUGAAACGGACAACGGCUUAGAGACUAGAAGAUACUUGGCGUAUAGAACCGAGGAACACGGUCGUGUAGACGAUGAAAUAAAGAACAUGGAAACAAAGCUUGAGGAAUUGAAAGAAGCUUGUAAUGGAUUUGGUGGUUAUCUUGAGAGUUUGAAGCACAAAGCUGAAAGGUAUGAACAUAAGUUUCAAAAAGAAGUUGCUGCCAAUUGGUGA
Messenger RNA from Lathyrus sativus (Indian pea), 1389 nucleotides. The record is from the annotation of a GenBank genome assembly. NCBI's taxonomy places the organism in Eukaryota, Viridiplantae, Streptophyta, Magnoliopsida, Fabales, Fabaceae.